Molecule: messenger RNA, 330 nt
Organism: Funneliformis caledonium
Lineage: Eukaryota; Fungi; Glomeromycota; Glomeromycetes; Glomerales; Glomeraceae
Source: the annotation of a GenBank genome assembly
GAUUCUGAUACUAACCAGUUAUGUAGCAAUCCCUCUCUUGAGAUUAAAGCAAAAGAAUUAGAAAAUGAACUGGAGAAAGUUACGCAAAAUUCAUCAUUUAAUGAUGGAUUAAUUUUCUGUCUCAGGUCAAGGGUAAAUGAACUAGAGCGUCAAACCAAAAGAGAUAAACUAGAACAGAUCCCUUUAAAAUCAUAUUCAUCAUCUAACGAUUCAAAAAUAGGUAGUGAUAAAGUAGAAGAGGUAUCCAGUUUCUUUGCCAAAGAUGCUCAGGGCAAGACCCCUCUUUUUCUUCAUACUGUUCAGAACUUGAACCUGAUGAAAGGAAAGUAA